This is a messenger RNA of Micropterus dolomieu (smallmouth bass), 5548 nucleotides long. RefSeq names its product phosphatidylinositol-4,5-bisphosphate 3-kinase, catalytic subunit delta (gene pik3cd). Bases 280 to 3405 code for a protein of 1041 amino acids. Gene Ontology annotation, biological process: cell migration; phosphatidylinositol 3-kinase/protein kinase B signal transduction; phosphatidylinositol-3-phosphate biosynthetic process. The transcript is spliced from 23 exons. Gene Ontology annotation, cellular component: cytoplasm; phosphatidylinositol 3-kinase complex; plasma membrane. The record is from RefSeq and is a predicted model, not a curated record. Gene Ontology annotation, molecular function: 1-phosphatidylinositol-4-phosphate 3-kinase activity; 1-phosphatidylinositol-3-kinase activity. Lineage: Eukaryota; Metazoa; Chordata; Actinopteri; Centrarchiformes; Centrarchidae.
UCCAGUGCAACAACAUCACUGCUUGAAUGACCGCGCACUUGUGCGACUCAGGGAAACACUUCACCUCUUCAUUUGAGCCGUACGAGCGCUUCGUCCGUUUGAGACGGAUUUAUAAACCCUCGGCUCACUUCACGGAGAGACCCGCAGUCUGCAGCCGCCUGAGCGAGACAUGACAGCGUAACGUUAGAGCCUCCAUCUUCGCUGUUGAGCACCAUGAAGAGAUGACCGGCUCGUAGAGCUGAAAGCAGAGGAGCUGACGGUAAAUGAGAGGCCGUCAUCAUGCCCCCGGGGAAGUAUGGGAUGCAGGAGGAAUGGGAGAAGGAGGGGGACCAGGAGAUCGUGAUGGACUUCCUGCUGCCUACUGGGAUCUUCCUCAAAUUCCCGGUGUCUCGAAAUAACACCAUCAGAAGCAUCAAAAAAAUGGUUUGGAAAAAUGCCAGCAGUGAGGCCCUGUUUGGUGCACUGGGUGAUCCCGACGCAUACGUCUUCACCUGCAUCAACCAGACAGCAGAGAGGGAGGAACUGGAGGAGGAAUCCAGGCGUAUAAGCGAUGUGCGGCCCUUCAUGUGUGUUCUGAGGCUGGUGGCGAGGGAGGGCGACCGAGUGGAGAAACUCACCAACACCCAAAUCAGCCUGCUAAUUGGCAAAGGUCUACAUGAGUUUGAGGCCCAGAAGAACCACGAGGUGAAUGAGUUUCGGUCUAAGAUGCGCACGUUUUGCGAAGAGAAGGCCCAGGAGCGGCAGAUGUUGCCAUGGCACCAGUGGAUGGAGUACAGCUUCCCAUGUGACCUGGAGCCAUGCAGCUCUCCCCCCGUGUGUGGGAGCGUGAAGUCAAAAAGCACCAAGAAGAUUUUCAUCAACGUCAAGUUUGAGGCUUGCGAAGAAAGCUUCAUGCUGCAGCAGGACCCCCAGGACCUCCCAGUAGCUCUGAUGAGGAGCGCCCUGAAGAAGAAAGCCACUGUCUUUCGCUCAGUGCGACAGGAGCCAGAGGACUACACCUUACAGGUCAACGGGAGGUGGGAGUUCAUCUAUGGGAAACACCCCAUGUGCCAGUUCAAAUACAUUUUCAUGUGUUUGAGAAAUGGCCUAAACCCUCAUCUGACCAUGGUGCACCGCUCCACCAUCAGCAAAUAUCAGGAGGAGCAGGGCAGAAUGUGCAGCCAAGUAUAUAAGAGCCGCUCCUUGUCCAGACCUCCUCCACUGCCCCUGAAGAAGCAAAAUACCUCCUCUCUGUGGUCCAUCAAUGAGCCUUUCUACAUUCACCUGCUGCAGGGCAGCCGAGUGAAUGCAGACGAAGGAAUGAAGCUUGUGGUGCAGGCUGGUCUGUUUCAUGGCAGCGAACUGCUCUGUAAGGUGGUGACGAGCUCAGAGGUGACGGUGUGCUCGGAGCCGCUGUGGGAUCAAAAGCUGGAGUUUGACAUAAACGUGGCUGAUCUGCCUCGCAUGAGCCGCCUGUGCUUUGCCCUCUAUGCUGUAAUUGAGAAAACCAAGAAACCCCGUGGCACCAAAAAGAAGAAUAAGAAAGCGGAUUGUCCAAUAGCCUGGGUGAACACCAUGGUGUUCGACUACAAGGACCAACUGAAGACUGGGGAGUUCCUCUUGUCCACAUGGCCAUCUGUUCCUGAUGACAAAGGUGAUCUGUUGAACCCGAUGGGAACAGUCGAGAAGAACCCCAACGUGGACAGUGCUGCUGGGCUUCUUAUUCGCUUCCACAACAUUCGGCCACAUCCUCUCUAUUACCCUCCACUGGACAAGAUAAGUGACAUGGAGAGGAAUGGUGAUGUAGCUAUUGCCACUAAAGAGGAGUACAUGAAACUAAAAGAAAUCAUGGACAACAAAAACUACACAGAGUUUUUUGAGGACGAGAAGGAGCUCCUGUGGAAGCUCCGUGCAGAGGUCCGCGACCGUUAUCCUGAAAGUCUGUCCAAGCUGCUCCUCAUCACCAAGUGGAAUAAGCGUGAGGACGUAGUUCAGAUGGUGAGUUUACUGAGGAACUGGUCGGACCUUCCUGCCAUCCAUGCCUUGGAGCUCUUAGACUACAGUUUUCCCGACCCAGCGGUCCGUUCUUUCACUAUCAGAUGCCUCAGGAAGCUCAGUGAUAAUGAACUGCUACAGUACUUAAUCCAGCUGGUCCAAGUCCUAAAGUACGAGUCCUAUCUAGACUGUGACCUCACCACUUUCCUGCUAGAGAGGGCUUUGUCCAACAGGAGGAUAGGACACUUUCUGUUUUGGCAUCUGAGGUCGGAGAUUCACGUGGCAUCUGUGAGUUUGCGUUUUGGCCUAAUUCUGGAGGCCUACUGCAGGGGAAACAUCCACCACAUCAAGUUUUUAACCAAACAGAACGAGGCUCUGGGCAAAAUGAAAGCCCUGAGUGACUUUGUCAAGUCGGGCUCCCAGAAGAUGACAGUGGACGACUUGAAGCUGUGUAUCAGGCAGGAGUCCUACCUGGAGGCCCUGUCAGACCUGCUGUCACCACUCAACCCCAGCAUCAUCCUCGCUGAGAUCUGUGCAGAUAAAUGCAGGUUUAUGGACUCCAAGAUGAAGCCGCUCUGGCUGAUGUAUAAGAACCCCAGUGCUCAAGGAGACAUGGUGGGCAUCAUCUUCAAGAAUGGAGAUGAUCUUCGACAAGACAUGUUGACUCUCCAGAUGAUCCGGCUCAUGGAGAAUUUAUGGAAGAAAGAAGGCCUGGAUCUCAGGAUGAUCCCAUAUGGCUGCUUGUCUACUGGGAACAAGAUGGGGCUCAUUGAGGUAGUGAAGAACUCAGAUACCAUCGCCAAUAUCCAGCGUAACAGCAGUAACAGUGCCGCCACGGCUGCCUUUAACAAGGAUGCCCUGCUCAACUGGCUCAAAUCUAAGAAUCCUGAGGACAAACUUGAUCAAGCAAUAGAAGAGUUCACACUGUCCUGUGCUGGCUACUGUGUAGCUACUUACGUCUUGGGCAUUGGAGAUCGUCACAACGACAACAUCAUGAUCAGGGAAACUGGACAGCUUUUUCACAUUGACUUUGGGCAUUUCCUGGGCAACUUCAAGAGGAAACUAGGCAUCAACAGGGAGCGUGUGCCUUUUAUCCUGACCUAUGACUUUGUCCAUGUGAUCCAGCAAGGACGGACAAACAACAGUGAGAAGUUUGAGAGGUUCAGGGAGUACUGUGAGCGGGCCUAUAAGAUCCUGUGUCGUAACGGGAUGCUGUUUGUCAACCUCUUUGCUAUGAUGAAGGCAGCAGGACUGCCAGAGCUCAGCUCCUUCAAAGACAUCCAGUAUCUAAAGGACUCUUUAGCUUUGGGCAAAUCAGAGGAAGAGGCACUGAAGAAUUUCAAAGUGAAGUUCAACGAAGCUCUGCGGGAGAGCUGGAAGACGAAGGUGAACUGGAUGAUGCACUCCUUGGCCAAAGAUAACAGACCGUGAAGAACACUGCACCAAGGUGACCAGACGAUGACGAAAAACGAUGGAUUUUAACUUAUGGAGAUAUAAAUAAAUAUUUUACUUUAUUAAUGGCAUUCAAAGACACUCAGCAAAUGUUUACAUCUGACGGGCCUGUCUGUGGUAAAUAACUACUAAGUGGAGGCAUCCAAAGACAAUGAUAGAAUCAUGGAGCAUAAUUUCAACACAGAUAUUUUCACAAUGAAGGAAGGAUCCAUCACACUCGUCUUUCUCCCGUGAAACAAUGGAAUGCCUUUGCCUUGAGGACAUGUCAACAAAAAUUAUAAACAGCAGAGAUUUUAAGUUAAUUUCACCGACUGCAUUACUCAGCAGAGAGAAAACAGCAAACAAUGACUUAGACGACGCCAUUCAGUGACGGAGUACAAUAACAGGGCGGCAGUUUCACGUCAAGUCGUUUGUACGGUUUACAAUCCUUGAUUGGCUGUGUCAUUUCCUCUCAUUUCAACUUCCUCUUUGCAAUUGUGUAUUUUUAUUUUAUUUUAUUGUAUUUUAUUUAAUCUGAUAACUCUGAAGUACUUUUUAAACUUAUAUAUUUUAAAAAGAUGUUGUGUUUUACUGCGAUAUCACUUAUGGAUGUGUAAUACUGCCUUGAAGUACAGUAUGAUGCCUUUGGAGUGCCAGUAGACAGGAAGCAUUGUAACAUUUACAGUUUAAUGUAAGAUGAGAAAAUUAUUUUAAAUGGGAACUUUAUUUUGAUAACAUCCCUGUAUCCCCAAACCGCUACUACGCAUUAAAGGAAUAGUUUGAAAUUUCGGUAAAUACGGUUACUUGCUUUUGUGCUGAAAUUUAGAUGAAAAGGUUGACACCAAUCUCAAGUCUGUCUGUUUAAUGUGGAGCUGGAGCCAGCAGCCUUCAGCACAUGUUGCAUGUCAUGCCCCUCUCUCUUCCUCCGUUUCGUGCCUGACUCUUCACUUUUACUUUGUCCAAUAAAGGUGAAAAUAUGCCCCAACACUGACGUUUAUAUAAGUUGCAGUUUUCUGUCAAACUAUUAGUAGACACCCCUUCCUUUUUCCAGUCUUUAAGCUAAGCUAAUUGUCUCCUGGUUGUAGCUUCACAUUUAAUGGACAGAUAUAAGAGUGGUAUCACUUGUCUUGUCUAACCCUCGGCACAAAAGUGAAUAGGAGUGCUUCCUAAAAUGAUAUUAUAUAGAUACUUGGUCAAAGGAUGAGACAAAAUAUUGAAUACAUGAGGCAUUACAACGAAUUUGUGGACUCAUAUAAGCCAUAGGCUUGUGGUUGUGUUUCUCAAAACGUGAUACUGUACAUGUUUGCCAUUUGUGUACCAUCUCAGAUGGUGCAGUACCUGUGUGUCUGUGUGUGUGCGUGUGUGUGCGUGUGUGUGUGUGUGUGCGUGCGUGCGUGUGUGUGUGCGCGCGCGUGUGUGCGCGCCUGUGUUAUUUUGUGAUAUUUAAGUUAUGCACUGUGAUUUCUAACUAAUGUGCCAGGUGCCAUGAAAGAGAUUCCAUACUUGCAGUGUCAAACACCUCUAUGACACAUCUAAGGCUGUACAAAAUGGUGUUUGUCUGUUUAAGGGAGCCCGUAUGAUUUAACUUUAUUGUGCAUUCAGGUUACUCUAGAUGCUGUAUACUGUAUCUUGCGGUCAGUCCUGCAAGGAUGACAUUGUGCUUUAGCCUUUCAUUUUGCAUAGCAGUUUAAAUUAUAUGUACCGUUUGUAUGAGUCUUAGUUUUACAGAAGAUCCAGUGUAGCUGUAGAUUACACAGCAAGAAGAUUUAAAAGCUACUGAAAUAUUUACUGUGGAACAGACUUUAAAUACAUGUCGUCAAUGUCCCUCAUAUGGGCUCAGCUAAACACUGCUGCUUUAAGCCAAAGAGAGGUGACAGUAUUGAGUUUAUGUGCUACUUUUGCAAAUUGUAAAAUGUACUGCUGCCUUCUGAAUUGAUUGUAAAUUCAUGAAUUAUGUCUAAUGGUACAAUCCUUUUUAGGCUCAGGCCUUAUUUUCAUGUGUGCAGCUAAAAUAGAUAAAUCAUCCUGUCAACAAAGGUCUGAUGUAGACCUGUCCUGUAUCUGCAUCUUGUUUUUACAUUUGCUUCAUUUGCUGUUGGGAGGGAAACAUACACUUAAUAAACAGUUUGCUUCACAGAGCGCA